AUGGCGAACAGCGUUCUGAGGUCUCUGACCGCUCCCCCUGAGGUAAAUCCACUGAACAAAAAGGCUAGAACAGUGCCUGUUCUCAAUCCCUUUAACAUAUAUGGCCGCAUUUUCUUCUUCUCGUGGCUUGGAUAUAUGGUUUCAUUCCUGUCUUGGUGCGCCUUCCCGCCGUUGAUGACGAUCACAAUUCGAAAAGACCUUAAUAUGAGCGAGUCUGAUGUGGCUAACUCAAAUAUUAUGGCUCUCUUAGCAUCCUUUUUGGUUCGAGCUUUGUGCGGGCGACUAUGUGAUCAAUUUGGCCCUCGCUGGGUCUUUGUUGGCACUAUGAUCGCCGGCUCUAUUCCAACAGCUAUGGUGGGCCUGGUCACCAAUCCGAAAGGCCUAAACGCUGUACGGUUCUUCGUUGGCAUUCUAGGUGCCACAUUCGUUCCCUGUCAGGUGUGGUGCACUGGAGUGUUCGACGAGUCUAUUGUAGGCAGCGCCAAUGCUCUGGCUGCCGGUUGGGGAAAUGCGGGUGGGGGUAUUACAUACUUCGUCAUGCCAGCCAUAUUUAAUUCCCUGGUGAAAAACAGGGGACUUGCCGCUCACAAGGCUUGGAGAUUGGCCUAUCUUGUUCCUUUCGGUGUCAUUGUUUCCGUAGCUAUAGGAAUGGCUCUCACCUGUGACGACACUCCCACGGGCAAGUGGUCGGAACGCUAUAAAACCGCCGCCCAGUGCCAAAUUGGAAAAGAUACUGAAGACUUUGUUGUGGAAGGGCACUCUGGAGUCCAGGAUUUAAAGUCCUCUCCAGCUUCCAAUGUAUCUGCGCCAACACUAUCGGAAUCAGAGAGAGUUGACCUCCACCUUGCAGGAACACCCAAUGCCAGCGAGGCUCAGGGGCAGGAAGCUAACCUCGGAGAUGUGACAGGAGAAAUUAUCGUUGCCCCGACAUUCCGUAAAAGUCUUGAUGUUGUUCUCAGCAAAGAAUCCCUAGCCCUCGCAGGGCCAUAUGCUUGCUCCUUCGGAAGCCAACUGGCUAUUAACUCCAUGCUAGGUUCUUACUAUUUCUUCAAAUUUCCGGAACUCGGUCAAACUGUCUCCAGCGACUGGGCCGCUAUGAUGGGUUUUUUGAAUUUGUUGUGCCGCCCUCUUGGCGGCUACAUCAGUGACGUAGUAUACCAGAAGACUCAGUCAGUUUGGGCAAAGAAAAUCUGGCUGAUCUUCCUCGGUUUGUCAUUCAGCGUCAUCCUUGCUGCUCUUGGAUUUUCAGACCCCGAAGACAAGUCUACCGUGUUUGGACUUAUUGCUGCUUAUGCUUUCUUUAUGGAGGCAUGCAAUGGAGCGAACUUUGCAGUGGUACCUCAUGUACACCCUUACGCGAAUGGUGUCGUUUCGGGUUUGGUGGGCGCUUUUGGAAAUCUAGGUGGCAUCAUAUUCGCAACCAUAUUCCGCUCCAACGGUGAAAAUUACAGUCAAGCAAUCUGGGUGAUUGGAGUGAUAUCCAUCGCUGUAAACAUGGUUGUUUGCUGGAUCCCACCUGUGCCGCGUGGUAAGGUUGGCUAG
Messenger RNA from Paracoccidioides lutzii Pb01, 1542 nucleotides. Its product is annotated as nitrate transporter. Gene Ontology annotation, biological process: nitrite transport; nitrate transmembrane transport. Gene Ontology annotation, molecular function: nitrite transmembrane transporter activity; nitrate transmembrane transporter activity. Gene Ontology annotation, cellular component: membrane. The transcript has 7 exons. The record is from RefSeq and is a predicted model, not a curated record. The coding region runs from base 1 to 1542 and encodes 513 amino acids.